UAAAUGAUGGCGCCAGGUGUGGGGUCCAGUGACAGGCUCCCGUCCCGCCUUCCGGACGAUCCUUCGGCCGGAAGCCACCACCGUUAUCUCCUCGCCCGCCGCCGCAAGCGCCACCGCCCAUCCGGCGCCUUCCGCGAGACAUGCAGACGCCAAACCCUAGCCUCCUCCUUGGCACCUCCCUCUGCUCCCUCCUCUUCCUUCUUCGAGCUUUCCAUUCCUCCACCUCCGUCAGGUCCCCCGCCGCCGUCCACUCGUCCAGCCCCUUCGGCCCGCCGCCGAGGCUGGCGUACUUCGUCACGGGGUCCGCCGGAGAUGCCUCCCGGAUGCUUCGCCUCCUCCGCACUAUUUACCACCCUCGCAAUCAGUACCUUCUUCACCUGGACCUCGCCGCUCCGGCCGCCCAGCGGCGUGACCUCGCUCUUGCCGUCCGCUCCGUCGACGCGUACGUCGCGUUCAGGAACGUCAACGUCGUCGAGCGGGCGGACCGCGUCGAUCGCGACGGGUCGACGGCGCUUGCUUCGAUGCUCCAUGGUGCCGCCGUGCUGCUCCGGUACGGCGCGAACUGGGAUUGGUUCGUCAAUCUUGACGCGUCCAGCUACCCGCUCAUCACUCAGGAUGAUCUUCUCCAUAUGCUCUCUUUUGUGCCAAGGGAUUUUAACUUUAUAGAGCACUCUAGUGACAUUGGCUGGAAAGAGUAUCAAAGAAUUAGACCCAUCAUUAUGGAUCCAAGCCUGUACCUUGCAUCUGAAAGUGAGAUAUUCUAUACUUCAGAGAAGCGUGAUAUGCCUAGUGCCUACAGGUUUUUCACAGGUUCAUCUUCUGUCAUCUUAAGCCGUAAGCUGCUUGAGUUCAGCAUCCUUGGCUGGGACAACUUCCCAAGGACCCUGCUUCUUUACUUCUCCAACAUGAAAUCCUCACAGAAUGGUUAUUUUCACACCCUUGUAUGCAACUCCAAACCUUUCCGUCGAACUGCUGUCAAUUCCAAUCUGCGGUUUGUGGCAUGGGAUAAUCCUCCUGGAGAUGAGCCACGUUAUCUCAACUUCGGGGACUUGAGCAGGAUGAUGCGAAGUGGUGCUGCGUUUGCUCGAAAGUUCCGGGAAGAUGACCCUGUCCUUGAUAAGAUUGACAAGAAGAUCUUGCAUCGCUACCAUGAUAGAUUUGCUCCUGGUGGGUGGUGCAUCGGGAGGGACGGGCGGGGAAGAGAUCCUUGCCAGGUUUGGGGUGAUCCUGAUAUUCUGAGGCCUGGGCUUCUUGCUAAAAGGUUGGAGAAGCUGUUGCUGACGGUCCUGUCGAACUCCAGCUUCCAUUCCAAUCAAUGUGUGUAUAAGUGAUUUCUUGGCUUGUUCUGUCUAGCAAUCGGCGGAGGAAAAAAUUUUCAUAUGAUUCAUAAUGUCUAGCGAAUAGAUUUGGCAAGUCACCCUCAGUUUUGUUUUAUACUCUAUCUAGGCGGUGCAUUUCAUCAAAAGUAUACCAUGAGGUUAGUAAUGGUGUUCAAAUUGAUAUCAGGUCACCACCUGUCUGUUGCCCAGCUGGUUGGACCAUGCUUUUAUUCUUUAUACAGUGCCUUGAUGGGAGUACACUGUAAAAUGCUCGUGGCUGGGCAAGGUCAAAUGGGUGGGAACCUAGUUUCUGUUUAAGGGAGCUUGUUUAACACUUCAGAUCUUUUUGGAACUGGGAUUUGACAGAUUAAAGGCAUUAGCUGUUGACA
Messenger RNA from Nymphaea colorata (pocket water lily), 1708 nucleotides. RefSeq names its product beta-glucuronosyltransferase GlcAT14B-like. NCBI's taxonomy places the organism in Eukaryota, Viridiplantae, Streptophyta, Magnoliopsida, Nymphaeales, Nymphaeaceae. The record is from RefSeq and is a predicted model, not a curated record. The transcript has 4 exons. Gene Ontology annotation, cellular component: membrane. Gene Ontology annotation, molecular function: glucuronosyltransferase activity. The coding region runs from base 141 to 1331 and encodes 396 amino acids.